Molecule: messenger RNA, 3042 nt
Organism: Neodiprion fabricii
Lineage: Eukaryota; Metazoa; Arthropoda; Insecta; Hymenoptera; Diprionidae
Product: inactive pancreatic lipase-related protein 1-like
Exons: 7
Coding region: 528-2147 (539 amino acids)
Biological process (GO): lipid metabolic process
Molecular function (GO): triacylglycerol lipase activity
Source: RefSeq, a predicted model, not a curated record
AAAAGCACUACUGAUUCUCGGUUGUGUUGAGUGUGCACUGCGGUAUAAGAGGUGAUUAGUAAAACCGUGAUUAUCUGUCAACUCAAAUCUUACUCUAUAAACAGAAAGUUCAUACGGUUACUAGUCCGGUAUAAAAAUGUAAGCCAAUGUGAAAAACGAUUUCUUUUUUUUUUCUCUCUCUCUUCUGUUUCGAUAAACUCUCUUCGAAGAAUUCAUAUCUCGCCAAUUUUUCAGAAAUUAUAACAUUCCGGUGACUGCGUUGUAAACAAGUUUGUUAAACAACUUUUCGCUAUAGGACAAGUAUUAUAUUAAACUUUAUAGAAUAACAAGUGAUUAAACGUGAGGAAAGAGUAAAACGAUAUUUGCGCGACGCGUGUUUUGCAACUCGUGUAACGUCGUUUUUCAGUAUCAAUACUGAUGUUCGCAUCGUCAGUUCGACUGCAGUGAUUUUCAAUAAAGUAGAACUGUGCCUUUCGACAAACGUCGUACGAUUUUGUGAAAAUAAAUUUACGGGCAACGUAGCAAACAUGCUUCCGAUUCUGAACGACACGUUGUUGAUGUUAAUGUACACCGCGAAUAUUAUGAGCACACUUCCCAAUGGAACUGAGGUUAAAAAUUUAUCCAAUUUGCCAGUGAAAAACGACGUGGCGACAAUAAACGUGUCCAAGCAACAGAACAAAACAUUUGAGUUGUUAGACGACUGGUACAUGUGGCGCUGCUAUCAGCCAUUCGGCUGUUUCUAUAUCGGAGAGCCAUGGUACGGUGAGAACAGACCAGUGGUUGACUUUCCGAUGCGCCCGGACAAAAUCGGCCCAAGGUAUCUUCUCUACACUCGAAAUACGUUGAACAAUCCCGACGAGCUGAAGAUCGACCAAGACGCCACGAUCAGAAACGCUCACAUCCGCCCCGAUGGGAACGUCUACUUCAUCAUCCACGGAUACCUUGAGAACGGAGACAAAACCUGGGUCCUGAGAAUGACUAAGGAACUGCUCCACCGUGAAGACUGCAACGUGGUGGUCGUCAACUGGCUCACAGGUGCUGGUCCACCGUACACUCAGGCUGUUGCGAAUACCCGGCUUGUGGGAGCGAUGACUGCUCGUCUUGCAGCCCAGUUCAUCAAGAUUGGCAGCUUCGAACCCUCCAGGGUCCACGUCAUCGGACAUAGCCUUGGCGCCCACACCGCCGGCUACGUUGGAUACAACCUGCGGGUCCGAUAUGGCCUCAAUCUCGGCAGGAUAACUGGUCUGGACCCAGCGGAACCGCACUUCAGCAAUACCUCGCCGAUGGUUCGUUUGGACCCAACGGACGCCGACUUCGUUGCAGUGAUUCACACCGAUUGCAACCCUUUCAUCAGCGGUGGUCUCGGUAUCACCCAGCCGGUUGGACACAUCGAUUUCUACCCCAACGACGGCCGGAAUCAACCUGGAUGCAACGAGGGAGUCCUUGACUCGAUAACUCUUGAACGUGGAAGCUUCGUCAGAGGCCUUAGAAGGUUCCUCGGCUGCAACCACAUACGAAGCUACGAGUACUUCAUUGAGAGCAUUAACACAGCCUGUCCGUUUCUUGCGGUUCCAUGUUCAUCCUGGACCCGGUUCCAGGAGGGUGGCUGUUUCGAUUGCGUAAAUCAGUACUGUCCACGAUUCGGGUUCGACGCACAGAGAGGAAACUACCACGCAUCGACCUACCUAAUGACCGCUGGAGCAAAGCCCUUCUGUAGAGGACACUACAGGGUCAAAAUCAACAUCUCGAAGACGGCGGAAAGCAUGAACCACGGUGGUGAAGUAGGAAUCUUUGUCCUGCGGGUGAUCGGGGAGGACGGCAGACAGACUGAGAGAAUGCAGUUCAGCGAAGACUCCAAGUACUACGGGCCGGGAACCACCCAUACGAUUGUACUCCCAGGGGAAGUUGUCGGUAAGCCCAAGGCCGUUGAAGUCACUUGGGAGUAUCAGGUCACGUUCAACCCUCUCACUUGGCGUCUCAUCACCAAGCCGAUGGUCUAUCUCGACUCCGUCGUCGUUGACAGCCUGGAAUCCAAUAGCGGGAUAAAAGUCUGCCCUGAUGAGUCGAAGACGUUGAUUGCCAACGAACCGAAGGUUCUAACCGUGGAUAACUGCAAUCCAGUGAUGGCAAACAUCGUGACUACGUAGGAGACAAGACUCUCCUGCCGGCAUCGAGGUCUCAACGUGACCUCAACGACCGUUCAAUCGCUUUGACUUUGACGCCGAAUCGGAUUGACGGACGAAUGUUUUCACAUCUCAUCAAACGCAUACGUACAUUAUCAUUUUAGGUAAUAAGAAAGUCUUUCAUGGUCCAGCCCAUCGCUCAAGUUUUUUAAAAGGUGACUAUUGCCAAAGCCUUAUUAAUCGUCGUGUUGUUUUUCAAAAAUUGUAUAUACGUAUAGGUAUACAGCAUCGUGCUUGGGGGUGGGUUAGAGUUUAAUAACACUAUCAAUGCAAGCCUGCGUCGACUUAAGAGAUAAAAGACGGAAUGAGAGAAACGAAAGACGAGAGACUCGCUGCAUUACUCUGUAGUAUCGAAGUCCUUUCACUCCGGUUACACCUGUGCUGAAUGCAUUUCUAGUUCACCUGAUGCACAGCUUCGGUUGUGUACCUUACCCAGGACUUUCAUGUAAUUCAAUCAAUUUUUGUUUUACAAUAAUUACAGUGAUCGUUAAAAGUUUCACGCCCCUCAUUUGCAGAAUAUCUACAGAGCUAUAUUCGUACUGAAAGUAUCCGUAAUGAUUAUACACUUAACAGUUACUGUAAGAAGCGUCUCAAUCGUCUCGUAGAGUAAUUAACUGUAAAAUAAUAUAUAAAUGUACAAAUACUUUUCACUAUUGUUUGUUAGCAUAAAGCGCGAUACGACAAGUUCACACGUCUACGGUAAAUCGGUAUUAUUAGAGUUUUUUUCUUCUUCUAUUAUUCGUUGUUUCUCGUCGUUGUCGUUUAUGAUUUCUACAAAGUGUAUUUUUAAUUUUUAUUAUUCUGUUUUCUUCUACAAUAAACGUUGAAUAAAAUUGCAGAGCCGAGCGCUACAACGUUC